Messenger RNA from Ictalurus furcatus (blue catfish), 8048 nucleotides. RefSeq names its product clustered mitochondria (cluA/CLU1) homolog a (gene cluha). The transcript has 27 exons. Gene Ontology annotation, molecular function: protein binding; mRNA binding. Gene Ontology annotation, cellular component: cytoplasm. Gene Ontology annotation, biological process: intracellular distribution of mitochondria. The record is from RefSeq and is a predicted model, not a curated record. NCBI's taxonomy places the organism in Eukaryota, Metazoa, Chordata, Actinopteri, Siluriformes, Ictaluridae. The coding region runs from base 1136 to 5191 and encodes 1351 amino acids.
CAUCAUGGUGAGCAAAACGGAUGAGAGCCCAGCAUCAUCAUCAUCAUCAUCAGUGUCGACCUGCGCUUCAGUGGAGCUCGCUCAGGAAGGAGACACACCGAACCUGAAGAACCUGAAGGAGGGCUGUCCAUGCGGUAUGUAAGCCCCAGAGCCUGUUUCUCCUCCUGGUGGAGGGAGAAAAGCUGGCUAGAUUCAGCUGUUGUCAGACAUGUAGCUAAGUAAUCAGGUUGCAGAAAAUCUUGUGAAAUCUGCUGCUCGUGUUAUCAUGUUGGAAUCGAGACAGAUCAGACAUGUGAAUCCCUCAAAGCACAAGUUACAUGUGUGCUCUCUUCAGUCACCUUAGCAAGGCUAGCUGGCUAACUGUAACAGUCAAACAGUGAUUAAAAGGACGUGUGACGUGGAUUGACAGGAAUGAUUUCAGACAGUGUGUGUUUGUGAAAAUAAAUGUCAGUCUCAUCAUGUUACAAUGACAGAUGUCCUUUCUCAGUGUUAAGCUAAGUGUGUCUGUGCGAGGUGAAGAGCCGGUUUGUGGCAGAUCACUGAUCACUGCGGAUUCAGGAAGCUAGCAGCUCUCCAAUCGCAUCAUUACUAGCGUUAGACUUCUCUCGGUUAAGCCUAAUGUCUUCAUCUGCUUCAUUUAUACUCGAAAUACACUCGCAUCUCCGAAUAAACCUGUGCGAAGCUAAUAACAGCAGGAGCUAGUGAUAUUUCAGUGGAGAGGUAUGAAGCCUGGCCGCACAUGUUCUCUCCCAGCAGCAUGCAGCGGCGAAUGAACUGAAGGUCACCUUCAUUGGAACGGACCAACUCGAGACACAUAAAUAGGGGUGUUUGUACUGACGCUUAACUCUGGACUGACUAUUCACUGAGCUCUAAACAGUUUAAUAGUAUUUUGAUAUCAAGUAACGUAUUACUGACACAACUUCAGCGUAGUUAGUCGGUCAGGCACGUCGGGUUUACUAUGCAGACUUCCUCCCCCCCUCGUCUCCUUUCCCUGUAAUUCUAGCCGCAUGUGCCCUGACCGGGAAGCGGAAGUUGCUGCACAUGGAAAGUCGCGGUGCUUGUAUGCCGAUAGAAGGUUAUUACUACCUGUUCAGUAUAGAGCGAUCCUAUCGCGCACAGUGCAGCUACAGCAGUAAUGAAUGGCGAUGGAGGACAUGACCAGAACGAGGAGACAGAGUCCAAGCAGGACGGCAGCUCUGACCCUGAUGCCGGUGACGAUUCCAAUGAACAGGAAGUGAUCGUCAUUCAGGACACUGGCUUCACUGUGAAGAUUCAGGCACCAGGCAUCGAGCCCUUUGACCUGCAGGUGUCCCCGCAGGAAAUGGUACAGGAGAUCCAUCAGGUGCUUAUGGAUCGUGAAGACACCUGCCAUCGCACAUGUUUUUCACUGCAGCUUGACGGCAACGUGCUGGACAACUUUGCCGAGCUAAAGUCCAUCGAGGGUCUUCAAGAGGGAUCCCUGCUCAAAGUAGUGGAAGAGCCUUACACAGUGCGUGAAGCUCGCAUUCAUGUGCGUCAUAUAAGAGACCUGUUAAAGAGUCUGGAUCCCUCUGACGCUUACAACGGAGUAGACUGCAACUCUCUGUCCUUCCUCGGUGUUUUCACGGAUGGAGAUCUUGGAGAUAGUGGCAAACGUAAAAAGAAGGGCAGCGAGCUUGAACAGAUUGACUGUACUCCUCCUGAGCACAUCCUUCCCGGCAGCAAAGAACGCCCCCUAGUCCCCCUCCAGCCACAGAACAAAGAUUGGAAGCCGCUUCAGUGCCUCAAGGUCCUUACGAUGAGUGGCUGGAACCCUCCGCCCGGCAACAGGAAGAUGCACGGAGACCUCAUGUACCUGUACAUUGUGACCGUAGAAGAGCGGCACGUCAGCAUUACUGCCUCCACACGCGGAUUCUACCUCAACCAGUCCACCACCUACAAUUUCAACCCUAAGCCUGCCAACCCCAGCUUUCUGAGCCACUCUCUGGUGGAACUGCUGAGUCAGAUCAGCCUAGCCUUUAAGAAGAACUUCACUGCCCUGCAGAAGAAAAGAGUCCAAAGACAUCCGUUUGAGAGAAUAGCCACACCGUUCCAGGUGUACAACUGGACUGCUCCUCAGAUUGAUCAUGCCAUGGACUGCGUGAGGGCAGAGGAUGCCUACACCUCCCGUUUGGGAUAUGAGGAACACAUACCUGGCCAGACUAGAGACUGGAAUGAAGAGCUGCAAACAACAAGAGAGCUCUCACGUAAGAACCUGCCAGAGCGUUUGCUGAGAGAGAGAGCCAUUUUCAAGGUUCAUAGCGACUUCGCUGCGGCAGCUACGCGUGGCGCCAUGGCUGUAAUUGACGGAAACGUGAUGGCCAUCAAUCCCGGUGAGGAGACGCGUAUGCAGAUGUUCAUCUGGAACAACAUCUUCUUCAGCUUAGGCUUUGAUGUCCGUGAUCACUACAAAGAGCUGGGAGGAGAUGCCGCAGCACACACCGCCCCCACCAAUGAUCUGAAUGGAGUGAGAGCGUAUGGGGCAGUCGAUGUGGAGGGGCUUUACACGUUGGGCACCGUGGUUGUGGACUACAGGGGCUACCGUGUCACCGCCCAAUCCAUCAUCCCUGGCAUCCUGGAGCGCGAACAAGAGCAGAGCGUCAUCUAUGGCUCCAUUGAUUUUGGAAAGACUGUGGUGUCCCACCCCAAGUACUUAGAGCUGCUUGAGAAGACGAGCCGGCCUCUGAAGGUACAGCGUCAUGCCGUUCUCAACGAGAAGGAAACGCCCGUGGAGCUCUGCUCGUCUGUUGAGUGCAAGGGGAUCAUUGGCAACGACGGACGCCACUACAUCCUAGACCUGCUACGCACUUUUCCUCCUGACCUCAACUUCCUGUCUGUGGAAGGAGAGCAGCUAAACCCAGAGAGCAAGAAGCAGGGCUUCCCUCGACAGCAUCGCCACCGUCUAGCCUGUCUGCGCCAGGAACUCAUUGAGGCCUUCGUAGAGCACAGGUAUCUCCUUUUCAUGAAGAUGGCGGCACUCCAGCUGAUGCAGCACAAAGCAAAUAAAGACAGCAAGCCUGCAGCCUUGCCUGAGAACGCGCCCGCUGAAGCUGAGAGUAAGCUAGCGUUGGCUCCAGAGGCCUCUGAGAACGCCACUGAAACUGCAGCACCAACCCCUGCCUUGCCAACUUCCUCCGAAUCCACGCAGACACCCGAGGUAGCCGAGAACCAACAGGCCUCAUCUACAGAAAACUCUGCAGUAAACGCUAAUGGUACCAUCUCAUUGGGUGCCGGUGAACCCGCAGAGAGCCACAAUGGAGGCUGUGACAGUCCUCUGGAGGGUAAGGAGGCCCUUGAAACUAUUCCAGGAUUAGCUCAAGCUAAAGAACUGGCUGAAUCUUUAACAGCAGAAGAUGGAUCUGGGAUUGACCCCAAAAGCCGAGAGGUCGUCCUGAACGCCUGCAAAGCGGUGGGUUCCAUCAGCAACACUUCCUUCGACAUUCGCUUCAACCCAGACAUCUUCUCCCCAGGAGUGCGUUUCCCAGAAGACAGUGCUGAAGACAUCCAGAAGCAGAAGCAGCUUCUCAAAGAUGCAGCAGCCUUCCUGGUGUCUUGUCAGAUCCCAUCUUUGAUAAAAGACUGUUUAGACCACACUGCUCUGCCGAUGGAUGGAGCCACGUUGACCGAGGCCCUCCAUCAGCGUGGUAUCAACAUGCGCUACCUUGGCAGUGUGCUGGAGUUUGUGGACAAGAUGCCUGCAAAACCACAGCUUGAUCAUUUCUAUAGAAUAGCAAUCACUGAGCUGAUCACAAGAUGCACCAAACAUAUCUUCAAGACCUACCUCCAGGGUGUCGAGCUUUCAGCCCUGUCUGCUGCAGUGAGCCACUUCCUGAACUGCUUCCUGAGCUCUUUCCCAGACGCCGUGGCCCAUCUGCCCGCAGAUGAGCUGGUCUCGCGCAAGAAAAACAAGAGGAGACGAAACAGAGUGCCUGGAGGAGGAGACAACACGGCCUGGGCCAGCCUGACCCCCAGCGAACUGUGGAAGAACAUCGGCACAGAGGCUCGCACUUAUUACCACUUCGCUCUACAGUGCGAGAGUGUGGACCAGGCCGUAGAGAAAUAUGGCCUGCACAAAAUCACCCUCCUGAGGGAAAUCUCCAUCAAAACUGGCAUCCAGAUCCUUAUAAAGGAGUACAACUUUGACAGCCGCCACAAGCCGGCUUUCACCGAAGAGGACAUCCUGAACAUCUUCCCUGUCGUAAAGCACGUCAACCCUAAAGCCUCCGAUGCCUUUCAUUUCUUCCAGAGCGGGCAAGCCAAAGUCCAGCAAGGUUUCCUUAAGGAAGGAUGUGAGCUAAUCAACGAGGCCUUGAACCUGUUCAACAACGUGUAUGGAGCCAUGCACGUGGAGAUUUGUGCCUGUCUGCGCCUCCUGGCUCGCCUCAAUUACAUCAUGGGAGAUCACCCUGAGGCCCUCAGUAACCAGCAGAAAGCUGUUCUGAUGAGUGAGAGAGUGCUGGGUAUUGAGCAUCCUAACACCAUUCAAGAAUAUAUGCACUUGGCUCUGUACUGCUUUGCUAAUGGCCAGCUGUCCACUGCACUGAAGCUGCUGUACCGUGCCCGCUAUCUCAUGCUGUUAGUGUGUGGAGAGGACCAUCCUGAGAUGGCUCUGUUAGAUAGCAAUAUUGGUCUGGUGUUACACGGAGUGAUGGAGUAUGACCUCUCGCUACGCUUCCUAGAAAAUGCCUUGGCCAUCAACUCCAAAUACCAUGGACCCCGAUCCCUUAAAGUCGCCCUCAGUCACCACCUUGUGGCCCGGGUGUAUGAGAGCAAGGCUGAAUUCCGUUCAGCUCUGCAGCAUGAGAAGGAGGGCUACACCAUUUACAAGAACCAGGUUGGUGAAGCUCAUGAAAAGACCAAGGAGAGUUCAGAGUACCUGAAGUACCUCACCCAGCAGGCUGUGGCCCUACAGAGAACCAUGAAUGAGAUCUACAAGAAUGGCUCCAAUGCCAGCAUUAUGCCUCUCAAAUUCACAGCUCCAAGCAUGGCCAGUGUCCUGGAACAGCUCAAUAUUAUCAAUGGUAUCAUCUUUAUUCCUCUCAGCCAAAAGGACUUGGAGACCCUGAAGGCAGAAGUCCAGCGCCGGCAGCAGCUACAAGACUCUGGGAAGAGUGAGGAACAUCAGGAGAAUGGUCAGCUGGCACUGGACGACAAACUUCCCGUCGAUGAUUAAUCCCACACGCGUAUACCCUGUAGCAGGGAUGGACAUGAUGCAAAAGUCAUCUGCUUGAACCUGUAGAACUGAGAACUAAUUUAAAUGAGUAUAUUUGAGCUUAAAGUGGAGGGAACAGACAGGGAAAUGUACAGCAAGCGGUACAGUGUAAAGCACGGAACCAGUGUUUAAUGCGGGCAGGCAGAGGGGCCAGACUGAGGCUCUCUUCUUGUUACUGUUUUCCUGCCAGUUUGUCUGAAGCUGGUGACCAAGAAUGACCAUGACAUUGUAUGCUAGAGCCUUAUCCGUCCAUCCAUCCUUCCAUCCUUUUUCACAUCCCACUAUCUGUCGUGCCAAGCCCCCACGAUCUCGUCUCCUUCUCUUCUUUUAGGAGUUUAGGCGUACAGGCUCUAAAUUCAGUGUGAGCUUCAUUGAAGUGAAGCCCAAUGCCACUACUUUCACCCACCACUAUCCGCAAAACUCAGGUGAUUUCUAGGCCCCCUAGAUGAGAGUGGAAACAAAAUUCAGAAAGAUGCACAAGAAAUGAGAUGGAGGCUUCAGAAUGUACACACUAUGGGCUAGCUUUCAAAGACCAUGUACAAACAAUGGUCCAGUUAUGUCCUGUACCAUUAACAUACCAAUUGGUGGCUGCUGUCUUCACAACGUUACAGAUUUGUUCUCAUCUAAAGCUUUUCAGAUUGAACACAGAUGUUCUGUAAAAAGCUACUCUUUUCUUUUUGUAAUAGUAAGUGUGUGGGGGGGAAUUAAAGCCAUUUUAUUUCCUUGGUCAAACCAUUUAAUUUAAGCGUUGUCUGUUUUUAUAGAGAUAUAUUCAGAAGAUGUGUAUGUCAUGAUGUGAGGCGUGACAGACUUGAUUUAUGUUAAUCGAAAUGCAGGUUCAAAAGGUCUAGCUUAAAUUUUAUCAUUUGAAUCUUUAUCUUUUCAGUUUUGUCUCUGUGUGUGUGUGUGUCUGUUUCUUAUUGUAGUACAGAGGUCAUGAGUAGAUGCCUCUACAGCUACCACUGCUGCUGUGACAAAAUCAUUCUAAUCGUAUUUUUCUACAUACAAACAUGGCAUGACUAGUGAAAACUUGAACAUGAAGUAUUUGGCACAGGUUGAAAAUCACCAUUACGAUAGUAUAUCUGACAGAUUGGACUUCUUUGACACUGACAUAACACUUUUUUGUGACAAUUUUCAUUCAUUUCCAGCAGUACAGGACCCUUUCCUGUAUUCUUGUAUAUCUUUUCCUUUACCAGUAUUUAGCGCACUUUUCCAGAACUAGCACCAGAAAUGGAUUGAGAGAGGCUGCUUUUGUGUAAUGUACCAAAAAAAAAAAAACAGAGGACGAACGCCGUGCUUGCUUGUAUAAAUGCUGUGCAGAUCUACCUUCCAAAUGCCAAACUUGUUGCUGUGAUAAAUGUACAAGUUUUAAGCAAUAGGAAUGCUGGAACUCUCUCUCUGUGCUGCUGUAGUCUGCACUUGGAGGGAAAACCGAUUGCUACACUGCUUGUGUGUGUGUGUGUGUGUGUGUGUGUGUGUUUUUGUUUUUUUUUCUUUCCUCCUUAUGAAAAAAUUGGCUUUUUCUAAGAACAGAAAGGAGUAAUUGGUUGUUUUAUUGUUUAUGAACAAAAACCGAGCAAAUCACCCUGUAUUUGUGCCAGUUUGUGCUUUGUAAUCGAACCAGGCUGGUAUGUGUCCUGUCUUUCUAUACCUUCCAGAGGGUUAAAAAUCUUAGCCCACUGUGUUCCUUUAUGUUGUUGCUUUAACCUUUGUUUGCCUACCAGUGCUUAUGAAGGAGCCACGUUGUACGCUGGGCUUGUCUCAGGCUGCAGUACUCUUAGUAGCCACUAAGGUGUAUUCUAGUCUAACAAAGGCUCUUUGCCGCUCAACUUGCAAUUGAUAAUAAAUGCAGUUCAUAAAGGAACACAAAGCAUCAUCACUAAUUUAAACUCUGCACUGCAAAUUGCUUUCAAGUAGAAGUUCAUUAGGCUUGGUGAUUACAAUUUAUGAGAGUCCCAUAGAUCUAAAUAUUUAAUCUGGAAUAUUUAUCCCUCCACAACAGCUGAAACAUUUGUAAAAAUAUUUGGUAGUCAUUGGAUGUAUGCAAAAUAAUAAUAAUAAUAAUAAUAAUAAUAAUAAUUCUGUGUUAUUAGUUAAAUUAAUUUUUUUUUUGCAUUUCAUUGAUGAGCAUUAGUGCAAUAGAAAACAAUUUAUAUCACCUGCAUAUUUAGUUCUUAUGGGUUCUUAUUUUUUUAUUUAGACAAAGAGGAUAACGAUGCAGUUUACAAAGACACUUAGUUUUAAAUUUGAACUGUCUGUCUUUUCAGGUUUGAUAUUCUGAGUGUUUUGUAUUCACAAAAGUGAAUGUGUGAAAAUUUCCAUAUCAAAACAAAAUCUAGUAUUAAAAAGAAACAACAAAAUCUGCAGAUUUCUAACCUAGUGAACAAUUAAUUGCACCACACUCCUCUCAUUUUCAGAAUGUUCUACAAACCAGUCAACAUAAUACACUCUUCAAAAUCUAAGCAUUCUUAAUCCCACCGUUCCUGAUGUCACUUUCAGAUAUUUGCUUGUAUGUUUUUUAUGUGAUUUCGCAGAAAAUCAGAAAAGGCCAACAGUGCUGCUUUAAUACACAGUGUCUGUUAAGUUCACCUCACCGUCACCUGCUGUCUAACCCACACUCAUAACUGAACCUCUGUUUUCCUCGUUUUGGAUCAUUAAUCUGUCAAAUCCAUCCAGACCAUUGUGUCUGCCUUUUGUUUUUUUUUCUUUAUCGUUUUUGAUGUGAAACCUGAUUGUUGUGUUCCAUAAAUAAUUAUCUAAUUAUUUUUUUGAUCUGAGUAUGCUUUUGUAUUAAAAGAAAUAAAGGAACUAGCAAAUA